Messenger RNA from Poecilia latipinna (sailfin molly), 3486 nucleotides. Its product is annotated as zinc finger protein 11-like. Gene Ontology annotation, molecular function: DNA-binding transcription repressor activity, RNA polymerase II-specific; RNA polymerase II cis-regulatory region sequence-specific DNA binding. Gene Ontology annotation, cellular component: nucleoplasm. Gene Ontology annotation, biological process: regulation of cytokine production; negative regulation of transcription by RNA polymerase II; regulation of immune system process. NCBI's taxonomy places the organism in Eukaryota, Metazoa, Chordata, Actinopteri, Cyprinodontiformes, Poeciliidae. Bases 131 to 3391 code for a protein of 1086 amino acids. The record is from RefSeq and is a predicted model, not a curated record. The transcript is spliced from 7 exons.
CCGUACGUAUAACCCACCGCGCCGCCCUUCCUUUUUGUCUCUCCGUUUGCUCUGCAGGUCUGUGUGUACGUCGACCUGAAACAGUGUCGAGGUAAACUGUUUAUUCAGAUUGCUAACUUUACAGAACAACAUGGAAAGCCCGGAUCAUAUAGAAAACGAUCUGCCUCUCCAGCUUCCGUCUCUUCGCCUCUUCAUUCCUCCCCUCCGUUUAGUCUCUGGAGCCAUGUGGCACACGGUGCAGAGCAGGAACGUUCAGGAUUAUGGGAUGGUGGAAGAGUUCAUCAGCAGAGUCACAGAUGUUGUGCCAGAACUGUUGAACCCAGAGCAGAAAGUCCAGCUCCUUCUUGGACUCAGAGCACGACUUGUUCUUGAACUGUGUCGUUCGGAGAAGUCCACAGACAUAGAAUCUGUCGAGAUGCAUCUGGAUCGGAUCAGAACCCUCAUGUCCUCAUGGGCAGCGCAGCCUUGCUUUGCAGAUGUAAGUUUUCCCGAGACAAACUUUGUGGAUCAGGUGGAGCUGAUGUUGAAGCACCCUGAGGAGAGGAAGAAGUUCUUCCAGGAUGUUUUCCCCACAGAUUUUGGACCUGAUUUUGACAACGCUCUGCGGAUGCUGAUGCUGGACUUUGUGUCCAGACUGGAGAAGCUUCUUCCAGUUCCUGAUAUUCAGCAGACUGCAUCCAUCCUGAGUGCAGUGCCUUCUGCCUUGGAGGAGUCCGCUCACUCCGUCCCCGACCAACAGCACCUGGCAGCUGCUCUGCGGUACCACACAACGCUCGGAUGUCUCGAUUUUUCCGAUGAAACUCAGACCAUUCCAUCUUCCACUGGGACCUCCAUCCUGUCAUCCUUGUCUCUUCCUCAGCUGGACCAGCUUGUGGUCUGUUCCGACCCAAUACAGACACAGCCUUUGCCGGAGCUGUUGCCUGAUACCUUGACCGUCAAAGUGGAGGAAGAAACUGUGACACAGGUUGACAAUGUUGGGCCUUCCAGUCCAGUUCAGCCGGACGAUCCUGGAGAAUCAAAUAUGGAGGAAUCUGUGCAGGAAGCACCACACCAGGAUUCAGUUGACGGCGUAGAGCGUCCGCAGCAAACAAGAUGGCUCCGACUAAGAAGAGUUUUUAAAGAAAAGAAAGAUCCGGUGAAACCCAAAAGAGUCCGAAGGAAAUACCACGACAGCAAAACCUGUCCUGUGUGUAACAAGACGUUCCCUCGCGCUGCCGGCAUGAGGCGGCACCUGGAGAUUCACAAAGCAAAGCGCGACUACAAUCAUAAUUGUGCCAAGUGCGACAAACGAUUCAGGGACCAGUACGACUUGAAGCGACACACCAUGCGAGUCCACGAAAAGGGAGAGACGAGUGACGGCACUAAUACGAGAGCCAGGAAGUCCAAAGAGUCAGCCACAAAUCAAACCUGUCCUCACUGCGGGAAGUAUUUCGCCUGGCAGAGUGAUCUGAAGCGGCACAUAGAGACUCAUUCAGGGGAGCGCCCACAUCAGUGCUCUUUGUGUGGAAAGAAGUUUAAAAACCCUUACGCCUUGAAGUCACAUGAGAAGAGCUGCAAAACAAAAGCGGAGAAAAUGGCCAAGAAAAAGGAAAAGGAAUCCUUAAAUCCAGAAACAACUGCAGAGGUAUCAGCAGAACCUCCAAACAAUCCACCUCUAAAUACAGAGCUGACUCCAUGUAUGCUGCUGUCUACUGAAGUAUCAGUUAAACAUAAAGUUUGUCCCAUCUGCAGCAUGACCAUUAAGAACAACAGAGACAUUAAGAAGCAUUUGCGAUCUCACUCUGAAGAACGACCGUAUGUCUGCCUCACGUGUGAGAAGGGCUUUAAGUACAAAGAUACAAUAAAGAAGCACCAAACUCUCAAAGGCCACAAGGGCAUCAGGGAGGUGCAGUGCAUGAAACUGGAGAGGCUUCUCUCUGAGGCUGAUGUUCAGUGUACUGGUGAUACUGGUGGACCAGAAGAAAUGGAUCUGGAGGGAUCUGAAGUCUCUCCAAAAGAGAGUGUACCUGUUCUGAAGAUGUCCAAAGACGGCCUGAAAGUGUGUCCUGUCUGUUCCAAGACGUUUGAUAUGAUUAAAACUUUGAACAAGCAUCUCCAGUCUCACAGGGUCGACCGGCCGUAUUACUGCGUCCACUGCAAGAGGCGCUAUAAAGACCUGUACGGACUCAAAAGACACCAGAUCUAUGCAGUCUGCUACAACAAACCCCCACGUUACUCGCUGAAGAAAGGGUCCAAUCAAGGUGAAACGGAUCUCCAACAGAUAUUUGUCUGGUGCUCAAACUGCAGCCAACACUUUGAGUCCCUGUCCGCCCUGAAAGAGCACCAGGAAACCGUUUGCCGAGCGGAACCGACCGUGAAGAAAUGCAACGAGUGUGGAAAGGAGUUCAAAAGCAUAACGAUGCUCAAGGUGCACAAGAAGGUUCACAACCCGUUGUACUGCAAAGACUGCAAGAAGAUCCUGGCUGACGAACCCGCCUUUGAGCGGCACAAGCUGUUGCACAGGCCGAUGCAGUGCACGAUGUGCGAUGAGACGUUCAUCAUCUCAAGACGUCUGAGAGAACACUAUGAGAAGCAGCACAACUUCACAGGACCCUUCCCUUGUACUCAGUGUGACAAAACCUUUGUCCAACUUUCCUAUCUCAUUAUCCACCAGAGGAUCCACAGAGGGGAGUUUCCGUUUGUCUGUGACAGUUGUCCUGAGAAGUUCAGGACCUCCUCCUUGUUGACAGUUCAUCGGCGGAAACACUCCGGGGAGAAGCCCUUCCUGUGCUGGCAGUGUGGGAAGUCGUACCGCGCCGCCUCGGAUCUCUCCAUGCACAUGGGAACCCACUCCGAGGAGAGACCCUGGGUCUGCACUGAGUGCAACAUGGCUUACCGCACAAAGGCGCAGCUCAAGAACCACGUGGAGCAAGUCCACCUCUGUAUCCGGUUCACAUGUGCCACCUGCGGGAAGCAGUUCAUGAAGGAGAUGUCGCUGAAAAGGCACGAGCUCACUCACACGGGCGAGAGGCCUUUUCCGUGCACAGAGUGCGGCAAAUCCUUCCUGACCGGCAACGAGCUCCUGCGGCACAGCAGGUACCACACCGGCGUGCGCCCGUAUAAGUGUGAAGUGUGCUGCAAGGCCUUCAUCCAGUCGAGCUACUUAAAGAUCCACAUGCGUCUCCACACAGGAGAGAAGCCGUACGCAUGCGAAAUCUGCGACAAACGCUUCAGGUUGUCCAGAAACAUGCAGAAACACAGACUCACUCAUGAUGGGAAACAGAAGAGCUUCACGUGUGAGAUCUGCGGACUCAGUUUUUCCCAAAGGAAACUGCUGAACGAACACUCUGUCACUCACGAACAGAACAUUGAGACGGUCUUUGGAAAUGAGAUUGAGUUGGAGUAUCAAUAGGCUUCCUGUUUGCUCUUCGUAAAUUGUAACAUUUCCUAAUUUUUCUGAGACAUUCCUAUGUCUUUAUUAAAUUUUUGGUCACCAGCUCUUUCCAG